Molecule: messenger RNA, 1632 nt
Organism: Guyanagaster necrorhizus
Lineage: Eukaryota; Fungi; Basidiomycota; Agaricomycetes; Agaricales; Physalacriaceae
Product: polysaccharide lyase family 4 protein
Exons: 23
Coding region: 1-1632 (543 amino acids)
Biological process (GO): pectin catabolic process
Molecular function (GO): carbon-oxygen lyase activity, acting on polysaccharides; carbohydrate binding
Source: RefSeq, a predicted model, not a curated record
AUGUUGUUCUUCGUUUUUGCUGCUGCGUUCCUCGCGUCGUUAUGCUCGACAGCUGCUAGCUUCGGUCUCACUGAGAGCGGGGACUCGUACAUUGUCGACACCUCUGCUGGUUUGAUCUUCACUGUGGAUUCGACUAGUGGAGAUAUAACUUCCAUGAAGUUCAAUGGAAUUGAGGCACAAGAUUCCAGCAAAUAUAGCCAGAUUGCAUCAGGUAUCGACGCUGACUGCUCAUGGAUCCAAGGGGGACAUGAUAACAACUGUGAGCAGAGUUUUAUGGUAUCAUAUACCGUUACUGACUCGUACUACGUUGCCAGAUACACCGACCCAGCUAUCCAUAUGGCUACAUAUACUACAGCUGAGCCGUCCGUCGGCGAACUUCGCUUCAUCGCACGUCUCAGUCAGUCGACACUUCCCAAUGGCUAUGAGGUGUCAGACAUUGUAGGCGGGACUGCUAUUGAAGGGAGUGACGUGUACUUGGUAGGGACUGAAACAAGGUCAAAAUUCUACUCGUCCAGGCAGUUUAUUGAUGACCAAGUUCACGGAGUUUCUGGAUCAAGCAUUGCCGCUUGGAUGAUUAUCCCCGGCACCGGAUAUGAAGCCAGCUCCGGUGGACCUUUCAUGCGCGAUAUUGAUAACCAAGGAACCUCGCAGCAAGAGCUUUAUUUCUGUGAGUUUUACCCUUUAUUGAUCCGACCUAGUCCUGAUAACUCGGGGCAUACACAGACAGAAUCAUUUCGCAUGGGUCUGCAUGGUCCUUAUGCUUUAUGGUUUACAACCGGAUCAACUCCCUCGACCGACAUCGAUACCUCAUUCUGGGAUGGUCUUGAUGUAACAGGAUGGGUCUCCGAAGAUGACAGAGGUAGGGUCACAGGAAGUGCUUCGGGCUAUCCUUCGGCGUACGCCGACUAUAUGUCUAUUGGAUUCAGUAACAGUGAUGCUCAAUACUGGGUGCGAACGGACUCCGACGGUGACUUCGUCAGUCCCUACAUGAAACCCGGUACCUACACGAUGACGCUAUACAAAAUGGAAUUGGCAGUCGCCACUCAGAGUGUCACUGUUACUGCUGGAAGCGUCCUGACGUCCAACAUCGCGUCGACUGAGGCUACACCAACUGUGAUUUGGCAGAUCGGUGAGAUUGAUGGCACGCCAAGAGGAUUCCUAAAUGCCGACAAGAUUGAAACGAUGCAUCCGAGCGACAGCCGAAUGUCUGACUGGGGCCCGGUUACUUUCACUGUUGGCGACGAUGAGGAUACGUUCCCUAUGGCUAUAUUCCAAGACAUCGGAGCAGUAACGGUGAAGUUCACGUUGUCGAGUUCACAGGGCACGGCCCCUUUAGGUGGCGCCCGAACCCUUGACAUCGCAACCACUCUCGCCUUCGCAGGUGGUCGUCCUGUAGUCACUGUCAACAAUUGGACGAGCUCCACGCCGUCUGUUCCAGAUCAACCGGAUUCGAGAGGUGUAACUCGUGGUACAUGGCGUGGAAAUAACAUCAUGUACACAUACUCAAUCCCUACUGGUUAUCUGAACACGGGAUCGGCCGUAAACACCCUCACCAUUACCGUUGCCUCUGGUUCUUCUGGGUCCGAAUUUUUGUCUCCCAAUGUUGUCCUCGACGGCUUGAGACUGUACUAG